Messenger RNA from Suillus paluster, 5930 nucleotides. RefSeq lists its product as uncharacterized. The transcript has 7 exons. Gene Ontology annotation, biological process: anaphase-promoting complex-dependent catabolic process; metaphase/anaphase transition of mitotic cell cycle; protein K11-linked ubiquitination. Lineage: Eukaryota; Fungi; Basidiomycota; Agaricomycetes; Boletales; Suillaceae. Gene Ontology annotation, cellular component: anaphase-promoting complex. Bases 36 to 5759 code for a protein of 1907 amino acids. Gene Ontology annotation, molecular function: molecular adaptor activity. The record is from RefSeq and is a predicted model, not a curated record.
CAGUCGCUCUUGCUAUCUAUGUUACACCACAUAUCAUGUCUGGUGUUGUAAUACAACUUCAGCAAUAUCAGCCUUCCGCCGCCACCACCUUCCUCACGGACCAAUCAGGACAUACACGAGAUGCGUCUGGAGAUUCUGACCUCCUUCGCUCCAUACGUGCUGCUAUUCGAAGUUCUGGUACUAACGCUGUGAACACAACUUUUAGCCCCUUCUUCACAGGCGGUUCGGAGUCCUGGAUAGACCAAGAACUUUCUGGAAUGACUAUUGCGUUCGUCCUGAGCGAGGGAGGCAUCAUCAAAAGGAAAUGGGACCUCACCCAAGAAAACCAGAUCAUCCGGCAUGCUUGCAUUGGAAAGCUCAUGCAGUCGACGGGAUCUUCUAGUCGUCAAGCUCAUGGCAGUGCUCACUACACGCGAUCCAACGAAACGCCCGGAACGACGAACAUCUUUGGGCCCUUUGCCUCGCUCAGAGGUGAGGCUAAAGCUGUCGAGGAUUUGGACGAGGAAAUAUCGGGUGUAUUUGUUUUUUUGAGAAGUAUUGGAAAGGUUUUCUUGCAGAAUGGGAUGGACUACACGUUUUCACUUCCCUUCGUCCUCACUGGCGUCCUUAUUCAGCGGAUCCUUGAUCCAGCCGAAGUCGACGAGGCUCGUGCUACUGGAGAUGAUCCGUUGCCUACUAUAUUCACCAUCACGAGCGUUUUCUCGGAGCCUGCAGCUGUAGGAAUUACGAGUGGCAUUUUGGGAGGUUGCGGUAAUGAACCUGUUGCUUUAGUAGAUGAGGAAGAGAAUUGUUCCAAGCCGCUGGUCGCUAUCUCUGCUAGCGAGGAGGUCGUCUGGGUCUCUCCUGGUGUCUCUAAUCAAAUUCGCGAAUAUUUGGUCACCUUUGAUGCAGACAAGGCGGGUCUGUCUAUCUGGAGAUACGCAUACAUAAAGCCCAAAGACGCUCCCGUGCCUCUUACUCGGACUAGACACCAUAGCACUUCACGAAAGAGCAUGUCUGCCCAUGCGAACAGGCGACAAUCAGGCUCUGUCAGCGACAUUCUGGAAUUUGAGCGCCGUCUACCUCCGCCCUCUCAGGACAUGGAGUUUGAUGGCAAUUUCCCCCCACCGUUUCCCCCAAUGUCAGGACUUCCGCCUUCAACGACAUCUGGUAUCGCUGCGCAGCCACCAAUAUCAGGAAGAAAACGUGAAUCACUCACUCGCCUGGAUCUUAGUUUGACGAUGGACAGAAUGGCGCUUGGAGGACAGAAAGACGCAGAAGUGUUGAUCACCCUUGUUGAACAUGGAAGAAUGAAGGCGUCUUACUGGGCUCAACAAUUGACCACUCAUCAUUUGGGAGGGAGACAAUUGUCGGCCCGGGAUAUAUCUGUUGCAUUGUUUGAUCAACGCUUUGAUGGCACGGCUCAUCAUUCUCUCCUCGCAGUCUGCCUGCCCGAGGCUCGGGUGAUCGUCUUUAUGAUUACCGUUGACGAAGGCAAGAAAUCAUUUGCGGUCGAGAGCAUCGGCACCUUAGAAGCCGUCGCAAUCGCCUCGAUACGCGCGACACGUGCUGACAUUUGGGAUCUCCUUGCGGUGAAGAAGGAUGGUUCGCUAUCCUUGUUUACCCACGGAUUGCACGAACUCCGUAUACGACUGAGGCUUGCGCAACCGUGGAACGGCGACAACAACGGCUCAUCUGAGGUCAUCUCACUUGAUCACGUUGUAGCAUUGAAGCAUGUUUGCGUCUCCUCGGUGUAUAUGGAGAUGAGUGAUGGGAAGGUCUAUUAUGUGCGACUGGACAUGACCCCAUGCGAUCCACUGGUGACCCAGGCCAUGCAGGUUCUGGCACUUGUGUUGCCGAAAGCCCAAGCUUUUGACCUACACCGGAACUUUCUCGAAUCGUGGUCACAGCGUUACUUCCGAACAUCACCUGGGCUCGAAUUCCAGCAGUUCACGCUUGCACUUUUCGCACUUCUUGAGCUCAAGCUUGUAUAUCCUUUCAAAGAUGACGAGUCCCAAAGUCCCUCUGUAUGGGAAAGAUUUUCAGCCUUGUCUACUUCUAAUCGUUCUUUCAACGAUGAUCCUGCUCUCAAGCGCUUGAAGCUUCCUACACCUCCGACAACGCACCAUUGCUUUCUUUUCACUCUGAACGUUAACCCUCUCCUCGCGCCCGUGCUCUAUGCAUUGCACAUGUUGGCAGAGGACCUCCGCUUAGUCGUUCUCCGAUACGAAUCCCUCAUGCUCCUCAUCCCUUUGAUAUGUCAAAUUGCACACAUUGUUCGACCAGAAUGGGCAGAUUACUGGAAGCGCCUCUGUCCUAACAUCAUGCCAGGAUGGCCAGCCCCAUCCACAACACGUGUGGAAAUGCUGGACGACCGGAUACCAGUCUGGCCACCCGAUAUGUCGGCGAUUCUAUACGGAAGCAUAAGUAACCCUGACUGGCAAUUCCCGUCGUAUGGAACUUCGCGACUGGCCCGAUCCUUUUCGAUUGAUCCGUCUUUUGCUUUUGGUGACACCGAACCCCUCAUGUCUUUGCAGCGUCUCACGGCGGCCUACAUGUGCCUUGCUGAUAAGACGGUGUCAUCUACGCAGAAGCGGGCGGAACUGACCGUCGAGAAGUUCGUCGGUACGCUUGGGACAGCGGCGAAGGGAACCGCGUUCCUCAAUAGUCUCCCGUUGGGUAUUGCAGCGCCCCUGAGGGAAGCUGUUAGAACGUGCCAGCUGUCGCCUCCUUCACACUGGCGCACAGAGCAUUAUGACCUUAUCGGUCGGCGUGACUUGGCUUUCAGCGUCGCUGGGACGCAGCCAGAGCUCUCUCAGAAGGGCAUUGCUCAGUCUGCUGAGACCUAUAUGAACACCCACCGACGAGCCACGAUCAAUAGUCUGGCUGAGCAGGCAAAGUCUGCGAGUCUCGGAGAAAUCGAUGCGGUCUCCGGAGUCGAGCUCGAUCUCAAGGGUUUCACCAAGAUCCGAUUUGGUCAAGAUCGCAGGUUGGAAGAAGUGGCUCGUAUGCUUUGUUCGUCAGCGAUUCCAUCGGUUCGGCUUGUAGAGCGACCAGAAUUGAAUGAACAUGACCAGGCGAAAGAGCAACAACAUCAAGUGGUUCGUAUUGCAGAACGAACGCUUGCACUACCCUAUGGCCGUGCUAUGUUCACCUUUGGUUCUGUGUUGACGGUCACAAAAGAAGCAUAUGUCACCCCCAAGAUGGAGUAUGCGGUCAAGGUACAACCGUCAAAUAUUACUACUGCACCCGAGCUUGGCAAGAUACCUAUCGAAUGCCUCAACUGGGGCGAGUUCCAUAAUGGUGUUGCAGCAGGACUACGUAUCGCUCCGGAAGCUCGCGGUGUGGAGAGUUCGUGGAUUGCCUUUAACAAGCCUUCCGAGCUCACACCAGAACAUGCCGGCUUCUUGUUUGGUCUUGGGCUUACGGGACACCUCAAGGAAAUGCUUACAUGGCAUACCUUUGGCUAUCUAACCCCAAAGCAUGACCUGACCUCCAUCGGCGUCUUGCUUGGUUUGUCCGCUGCGAACGCUGGGACAGGCAAUCGCCAUGUGACAAAGUUACUUGCCGUUCACACCCCAGCCUUGCUUCCUACACAGAGCGUUGACCUGAACGUAUCCCUCAUGACCCAAGCGGCCGGUUUGGCGGGCGUUGGAAUUCUAUACCUCGGUACCAAAAACAGGCGCAUGGCAGAAGUAUGUCUUCACCAAAUUAGCCGAAAAGACCUCGUGCAACCAGACCUCAGCAAUGAACACCGAGAGGCUUAUACAUAUUGUGCUGCCUUAGCCUUCGGCAUGAUCAUGCUAGGUCAAGGUUCCUCCGUACCCGCAGAUCUCUCAUCGCUCAAUCGUCUCCGCGUCCUUGUGCAUGGUGAAGGAAAGUCUGUUGUGGAUUCCCAAGCACGGUCGACAUUCGAUGUCAAUAUCACAUCGCCAGCAGCUUCUAUCGCACUUGGGCUGAUGUAUCUCAAGACGGAGCGGCGAGAUGUCGCUGACAUCCUGGGGAUCCCAAGCACGGUCCUAGAACUGAACCGCAUACAACCCAGCUUUCUGCUCAUGCGGACCAUUGGAAGAUCCUUGAUCAUGUGGAAUGAUAUCGCUUCGACGCUUCCGUGGCUACUUGCCCAGGUUCCCGAGCCUAUUGUGAAGGCCAUGCACGGCCACGGACGAGGAAAACCAGCUGACGAUGCAAUCGAGCUUGCCUAUUAUAACAUCAUUGCGGGUUGUUGUUUUGUUAUCGGCUUGAAGUACGCAGGGACAGCUCGUCAUGAGGCAUAUAUCAUGCUCUCGAAUUACUUUGAUAUGUUCAGCAGAUUUGUGGCAACUAGUGGCCCUGCCUUCGAUCACAAGAUCAAACGCUCUGCUGUUCGUGAAGGCCUGAACCUCAUUUCCAUUGCGCUUUGUAUGGUCAUGGCAGGUACAGGAGAAAUCACCUGCUUACGACGCCUGAGAUAUGCAUAUGGGAUGUAUCACCAAGCGUUUCGAUAUGGUGUCCAUGUUGCAACUCACCUAUCGCUCGGUUUAUUAUUCCUCGGAGCCGGUCGGUAUACCCUCGGAACUUCGAAUGCCGCAAUAGCUUGCAUGGUUGUUGCCUUCUUCCCCCGUUUUCAUCACGUAUCAUCGGACAACAAGAGCUACCUUCAAGCUCUUCGUCACCUCUGGGUUCUUGCAGUCGAACCCAGAUGCCUCAUGGCACGGGAUGUUAACACUCGAGAGGCAGUCUAUCUCCCUGUCAAGAUCACCACGAAAGAAGGGGCCGAAAAGGGCGCAACGCAGUUGAUAUCGCCCACGUUAAUACCGGAUUUCAACAAAAUUUUGUCUAUUAGAAUCGAUACGCCUCGCUAUUGGCCAUUCUUUGUGGACCUUGAACACGUACCGCAGCACAGGAGAAGCCUGUUGAAGCACCAAACAUUGUACGUGAAGCGCCGCACGGCUUUCUUAAGCUAUACGGAGGACCCCAGGGGAAGUAGAAGUCUUUUCGUUCGUUCUGGUUCUUCCGCCGGAGAUGCUGCAACUUUGGACUUCCCACAAUUGACGGACACAAAGGCACACCCCGCAAGCGACCUCACUCAUUUCAUUUCAUCCUUCUCCAACGACAUCUUAUUCCUGGCUUUCGCGGAUCACUUUUCACGCGAAGACGGUAAGACGGUCGAAGAGAGAGUCUUCCACAAUUACUGCCACGCGGUCCUACUUGAUAGCAUUCUUCAAGAUAAGAUGGAAACAUUGCAGUCCCAUCUAAUGCUUUAUCAAUAUCGCACACAAUUGCCAUCGAGCAGCUUCUUCCAUCUUCGGCUCCAAGAUCUGCGCUUUGCUGUCGACUUUUACAGCAAAGUCUAUGAUCGGCGGUUCAGCGGGAGAUCCGAGAAUAACCUUCGACCUUCUCUGAUCCGUGAAAAUACUGUCUCUGGAGCAUUACAAGCCUUGGAUGAGCGCCUCGCGGAAGUCCAAAGUUCUACAGCCCUUAAUAUGGUCUUUGGCAGAUAUGCUCGCGGGGAACUUAUUGUGGAGUCCGAAGAUGCCCCGGAGGUGUCGCGCUGGCUAGCUUGGUACCUCCUGCGUCAUGGCGUUCCGUCGGCAUCGCUGCUAGCGAUCCUCAAACAGCUUGCCCAAGAUGCUCAUGCGCAAUGUGCCACCUCCGGGAACGUUGAUUUGAGGACGCUGGAUGAGGGUAUAAAGGAAGUUCUAAGGGGGACGGGGACGAAAAUGAAUACAGUGUUUGGGUCAGGGUGGUCGGGUCCAUCCUUGGAGAGGGUUAUUGAUGCAUGGCAAGGACAUUCGUAGACAUGCUGUAGCUGAUUUCGUUGGCAAUCUUCUUUGUUGUGGUUGCGAUUACAUGUAUAUCGCGUUGUAAGACCCCGCUAAGUUUAAGAAGAUGUGGCACCACGUGCCAUAAGGAAUAACUAUCUUCCUACUACUUACUUAGUCUGUCUUUAGGAUGUCGCUCAGACGCCC